Molecule: messenger RNA, 1463 nt
Organism: Aaosphaeria arxii CBS 175.79
Lineage: Eukaryota; Fungi; Ascomycota; Dothideomycetes; Pleosporales
Product: peptidase M20D
Exons: 4
Coding region: 132-1463 (443 amino acids)
Molecular function (GO): hydrolase activity
Source: RefSeq, a predicted model, not a curated record
ACUUGUAGUGAACCUCAUAUUUAUAUGUCCUGCUUAACUUCAGGUGUAUUCCAGAUACACGACUUUCACUUUCCCAACCCCAACAUCCACACUAACCUCACCAAUCCAAGCCACAGCACCACCCACCCACCAUGGCAACAAUAACCCAAAUAAUCCAAACCCACGUCCCCGACCUCCAACCCUACGAAGAACUCUACAAACACUUCCACUCCCACCCGGAGCUCUCCCACCAAGAAUCCGCCACCGCAGCCCGGAUAUCCCAGCACUUGUCCACCCUAGGCGGCGGAGGCCACUACACCAUCCACGCCUCCCUCGGCGGCCACGGCCUCGCCGCCGUGCUCCCCAACGGCCCCGGGCCCACCGUCCUCCUCCGCGCCGACAUGGACGCCCUGCCCGUCCUCGAAGCCACGGGCCUGCCCUACGCGUCCACCGACCGCGCCCGCGACCUCAGCGACGGAGGGGUCGAGAAGCCCGUGAUGCAUGCGUGCGGCCACGACAUGCACGUGACGGCGCUCCUCGCGGCGGCGGAGACGCUGGCGAGCGCGCGGGCGGAGUGGAAGGGGACGCUGGUGUUGGUGUUUCAGCCGGCGGAGGAGAGGGCGGAGGGGGCGAGGCGGAUGGUGGAGGAGGGGGGGUUGUAUGAGAGGGUGCCGGUGCCGGAUGUGCUUGUCGGGGCGCAUGUUAUGCCGUUUCGAUCGGGCGUGAUUGGGGUGAGGGGGGGGUUGGUUGCUAGUAGUGCCGAUUCCUUCGAAGUCCACCUCCCCGGCCGCCAAUCCCACGCCUCCACCCCGCACACCUCCCUCGACCCCAUCCUCCUCGCCGCCCACACCAUCAUCCGGCUCCAAACCAUCGUCGCCCGCGAAGUCGACCCCCUCGACUUCGCCGUCGUCACCGUCUCUGCCAUCCACGCCGGCGACCGCGAAAACAUAAUCCCCGCGUCCGCGACCCUGAAGCUCAACAUCCGCGCCGCGAAGCCCGCGACACGUGACCGCGUUUUGAAGAGCGUGCGGCGGAUCAUACGUGCAGAAGCGAUGGCGACGUCUGACGAGGGGGGAGAGGGGAUGGAGCCGAGGAUCGAAGGGAUAAACGCGUUUCCGUUCUUAUACAACGACGAGGUUUCCACGGCUGUGCUGCAGGAUGCGUUUGCGGGGCAUUUUGGGGGGAGGGAGUGGGCGAGGUUUGAUGCGGAGAUACCGAGGCUGCAGGGGUCGGAGGACUUUGGGCUGCUGGCGACGAGUGUGGGGAGGCCGUCGUGUUUUUUCUUGUAUGGGGGUGUGGAACAUGAGGUUUGGGAUCGGUUGGAGGGGGAGGGGAGGUUGGCGGAGGUUCCUGGGAAUCAUUCGCCGGGGUUUAGGCUGCAGAUUAGGCCGACGUUGGAUGUGGGUGUUGAGGGGUAUGUCGCUGCUGCGCUGGGGUUCUUUAGGGAGGGGAAGGUGGUGAAGGAACGGGUGGUAGAAGGGUAA